This is a messenger RNA of Drosophila subpulchrella, 2189 nucleotides long. RefSeq lists its product as uncharacterized. Gene Ontology annotation, molecular function: small GTPase binding. Gene Ontology annotation, cellular component: intracellular membrane-bounded organelle. Gene Ontology annotation, biological process: regulated exocytosis. The record is from RefSeq and is a predicted model, not a curated record. Lineage: Eukaryota; Metazoa; Arthropoda; Insecta; Diptera; Drosophilidae.
UACAAAUUCCAAAAGUCAAGAAGUGGACGCCAGCGAGCGAGCACGAGGCAGGACCUUCGCAGCGAGCGAGAAAAGGAUCCAGAGAGCUGAUCAACGGGAAACAGGGUGACAUGUGGAGUCCGACGCACUGCAGUGUAACGGUGCAGCGAGCGCGGGGGCUGCACACCAAGGGCAAGAAUGGCACCAACAACUGCUUCGUCACCAUUGCGCUGGGCAAGGAGAAGUACCAGACGUCCGUCAAGGACAAGGCCGAGACGAGCGUCAACUGGAAUGAGGAGUGCGAGCUGAAAAUCCCCGACCAGGGCAAUCGCGCUGAGCUCACCUUGACCUGCCUGCACAGGAACAAUCUGGGCAUCGACGAGUUCCUGGGCCAGGCCUCGCUGCCAGUCAACGAGAUGGAUGUGUACGACCGGCCACGCGCCAAGUGGUUCAAGCUGGAGAGCAAGCCCGGCAAGGAGAAGAAGAACAAGGAGCGCGGCGAGCUGGAGGUGCGUAUCGCCUUCGUGGUCAAGUCCGGCUCGCUGACCGACCUCAGCAAGAAGGACAAGCACAAGUCUUCCAUUGGCCAGCUGGCCAGCUCCGUGGGCGGCAGCCUGCUGUCCAUCGGCAACGGCGAGAAGCGGCGCAGCAUCAGGAAGCUGGCUGGGUCGAUUAGCUCCAAGCUGCACAUCGGCGGCAGGAAGAAGCACCCGGAGGCGGGGGGCGAUGACAGAAGCUCCUUCGGCGGCUCCUUUGCCAGCCUGGGCACGCCCAACAGCUCCAACGGCAGGGGCCAGAACGGCGGCAGUGGGCGACGACGUGGCGGACAGCGGGCGGGCGAGGCCGAUCCCGGUGUGAUCAGCGAAGACGAGGACGAGUUCGUGUUCGACAACCUUUCACACAAGAGCUCGGGCAGCUCGCUCAACAUCCAACGCACCGGCCUUCAGCCGCCUUCAGUCGGAACGCCCAACUUCGCGCCGCGCCACCCAUCGCCCCUGCUGAACAAAGGAUUGGCCGGCGUCAGAAGCGGUAGCGGGAAAGAUAAAUACAACAACGACAAUGAGAGCAACUCCCCUAGUCCCAAGUCCACGGAGCGCAUAAUUAUUGGCCACGAGAAGUCUGGAUCACAUGCGGAGCGACGCUCGGAGAUAUCUGCCCAGCUGGCCAAGAAAUACGAGAGCAAGUCCCGGGAGGAACUAAUGCUAAUUGCCAACGGAAUGAUGCUGCAACGGCAGCGCGUGAAGGAGUUGGAGGACUACUUGGACAACCUGCUGCUGCGCGUGAUGGAGACGCACCCGAAGAUCUUGCAGAACCCCUAUUCACGCACCACGUCCGCCAAGAGUUAUAAAAAUUACAUCAAUAUGAAUGACUUUCUAAAGUAAGUGCUGCGCGCAUGUUGCAACUUGCAUUUAAGUAGAAACUUAACCAACAAACCCCCAACAACAACAUCACCAACACCACAACCCCCAACGACAACAACUGCGAGACACGAGUAACAAGAACUGAGGCGACUCUGGCUGAAAAAGAGAAGGAACAACUAAGGCGGGAUCGAACGGCUAACUGCAGCCAAACUGGUCAUCGCCACCAACCGGUCCACUUGUCCCAGAACAGUUGGAGGAGAUCGGCGGAGCCUCUGGGUGCAAUUUAUGUGAACGCAUCGAAACACUAAUCCAACACCAUGUUGCCUUUGUCGUGAACAGCGAAAUUCAAGUGUUUUCUAAACCGUAUUGCUAAGAAGGGGAGACUAAAUGUACACACAGAGCAUACCUUGCUUGAGGAGUGCAAUGUUUUAUUGAUAUUUUCGUAGCAUCCGUCGUUUUAUGUUUGCCCUUUACUAAAUCGAACUAAAUUAAUUGUACUAUAUACAACUAUAUUGUGCCUGGCAGUGCUAGGCCAUUGAUUUGCCUUGAUUCGAGUCCCUUGUCGAUUGAUUGAAAUUAUCCAAGAGUAUUUUGUUUAUUUUUUUGUAUGUCCGUUUUUUUGUAACAUUGUGCAAAGAAGAGAUUUAAAAUUUUUGUAAAGUGCUGCGUGGAAAGUGGCCUUAGUGGAAUAAGUUUUAAAUUAUUUAUGUUUUAGCGGCUAAGCGAAAGGGGGGAGGGGGGCCGUCCUGUGUCCCCCGCGAAAACACCACACACAGUUGAAAUAUGUUGAUACUACAAUGAUUUUACUUAUUGAUAUACACGCAAACGGAAUAAAACCAUUUUUAACAU